Messenger RNA from Penicillium malachiteum, 591 nucleotides. RefSeq lists its product as uncharacterized. NCBI's taxonomy places the organism in Eukaryota, Fungi, Ascomycota, Eurotiomycetes, Eurotiales, Aspergillaceae. Bases 1 to 591 code for a protein of 196 amino acids. The transcript has 2 exons. The record is from RefSeq and is a predicted model, not a curated record.
AUGCGUCUCUCUACUACCUUAUUGACACUGUCGCUGUCAGCUCUCGUGGCUGCUGCUCCGCUUGCAAGCUCUGUCGAAGGUGGCCUUCAAAGGCGUACCCCCGGAGAGGACUUCGUCGACUUCUACAAGAAGUCCUACGAUGAGAAAGAGAAACGGGGUGAGGACUUCGUCGACUUCUACAAGAAGUCCUACGACGAGAAGGAGAAGCGCGGGGAAGAUUUUGUUGACUUCUACAAGAAGUCCUACGACGAGAAGGAGAAGCGCGGGGAAGACUUUGUUGACUUCUACAAGAAGUCCUAUGACGAGAAGGAGAAGCGCGGGGAAGACUUUGUUGACUUCUACAAGAAGUCCUAUGAUGAGAAGGAGAAGCGCGGGGAAGAUUUUGUUGACUUCUACAAGAAGUCCUACGACGAGAAGGAGAAGCGCGGGGAAGACUUUGUUGACUUCUACAAGAAGUCCUAUGACGAGAAGGAGAAGCGCGGGGAAGACUUUGUUGACUUCUACAAGAAGUCCUAUGACGAGAAGGCGAAGCGUGGCGAUGAUAGCGAAGAGUUUGUCAACUACUACAAGAAGAAGUACGAGCAGGAGUAG